CAACAACAUAACCCACAUGAUCUCCUUCAAUUCAUUCAUUCAUUACUCCCUCAUUUUCACACCAAAAUUUGGGUGAUAUCAUGAAGCAGAAAGGUUUUGGAUUGUGGAUUUUGUUCUUUGUGUUUGGAACUGCUUUGCUUUUUUUCUUCUUGUCUUCACUUCCUCCUCCUACUGCAGGUGAUCAUCUUGUUCACCAAAAGAAAAUCAUGUAUUUAACGAAACCAAUCAGGAAACUCAAGGAGGAAAAUCACGAUGAAAAUGCUAAUGGAAAUAUGGAUGUAGACGACUACCUCCCUAACGAUCCAGUUCCUAGUUCAAAGGCUACAUCAUUAAGGCCCGGUCCGAUCGAACAUGGCACUCCUCUUAUGCCUUAUAUUCCAAAGCCAGCACCUCCGGGACCAAAUGAGCCCGGGUAUGAUGGGUCUCCUUAGACGAUAUGAUGUUUUUUGGAAGCCUGUUUUGGUACUGCUAACUACUCCAGUGUAGUGUAUAUCAAGUGUUGUAAUAAGUUAUUAAUUAGCUAGGUUGUCUUAAUUAAUUAGUGUACUCUCUAGCUAAUUAAUUGGAACCCUGGUGGGAAUAUCCCUUUGUUGGUGUUCUUCUAGUUUGAAAUUAGUGGCUGAUCAUGGCAUCCAAGCUAAAUGAGGUUUUUCUUGUUAUCAAAUUAGUUGGUUCGAAUACGAGAGGGGCGUCUCUAUUGCUUUAAGUAGAGUGAAGUGAAUGUUUGAAAUAGAACCUCAUCGAUAUGAGA
Messenger RNA from Erigeron canadensis, 751 nucleotides. RefSeq lists its product as uncharacterized. The transcript is spliced from 4 exons. Lineage: Eukaryota; Viridiplantae; Streptophyta; Magnoliopsida; Asterales; Asteraceae. The record is from RefSeq and is a predicted model, not a curated record. The coding region runs from base 81 to 431 and encodes 116 amino acids.